Molecule: messenger RNA, 1356 nt
Organism: Sparassis crispa
Lineage: Eukaryota; Fungi; Basidiomycota; Agaricomycetes; Polyporales; Sparassidaceae
Exons: 8
Coding region: 1-1356 (451 amino acids)
Source: RefSeq, a predicted model, not a curated record
AUGGUAGUGGUGAAAGGUGCAGCGUCUGACCCUCAACAUCAGAGGGGCUCACCCGAAUCAAAGAACAGGUCCCGGACCUCGUCGCUCUUCGGCAAUGCUGGCUUUUGGAUAGCAACUCAAGUUUUUGCUGUUGUCAGUGUCGUGGUAUAUACAUAUCACUACGAUGGAGCGGGCAUCGACAGGAAGUCAGUCGCCUCAAUCAGUAAACUAUCGCUGCCUCCCCAAUCUGUGCUUGUGGACCCCCUUUUAUUCGCUGUUGUAGGCAAUGACGGGCGCUUUCGGGAAAAUUCCUUUAAGACACACUUCAGUCCGACAAGUAGCACGCCGCCGUUCUUCCAAAUAUUUGACCCUGCGUUCCUCUCAAUAUUGGGACCUGCCCCGUCAAUCCGGGCCAUAGCUUCCAACCCAGGCUUUGCAUUUGCACACGAAGCUCCGAUUUGGGUACCCGAAACAGACGAAGUCUUCUUCUCGAGCAACGACGGAGGACCCCUCGGUUUCAGCGACAUUGAUCACAACAACGAGGUGGCAAAAAUUCAUCUGAACGACGUCUUUGACGCCUUUGCUGCAUCUGGUAGCACCACUUCCCCAGUCAAUGUAUCUGCGACCAGGGUCGAUCUGCCGGACUCCGUGCAGAUGACGAACGGCGGAACGGGUCCAUUUCGAUCCGCGCUCCUCCUGAUCAGCUCGGGAAGAGGCCCGUUGCCUCCAUCCUUGGCAAUCGUCAACCCUUCCUACCCGUACAAUGCCACCGUCAUCCUCGACAACUACUACGGCAGACAGUUCAAUUCGCUCAAUGACGUGAAGAUCCAUCCGAAAAGCGGGAACAUCUUCUUCACCGAUGUCACGUACGGGUUCUUGAACCACUUCCGCCCGAACCCACUCAUGCCCAACCAUGUGUAUCGCUUCAAUCCCAACACCGGUUCUGUGCGAGUUGUUGCAGAUGGCUUUGACAGGCCUAAUGGGCUGGCAUUCUCUGCGGAUGGAAGGAAGGCUUACAUCGCAGACAGCGGUGCUGCACGUGGAUUCCUGGGUCCCAAUCAGACGGAGCCCGCUACUGUCUAUGUCUUCGAUGUCGAACGCGGCAUCGAACGAUUCCACAACCGCCGAGUGUUCGCAUAUGUCGACACGGGCGUCCCAGACGGCGUGCAGGUAGACAAGAGCGGCAACGUGUACGCGGCGUGCUCGGACGGCGUACAUGUGUGGAACGAGGAGGGAAUGCUGCUCGGAAAAUUCUUCUUGGGGACCGCUUCCGCGAACAUAGCAUUCGCGGGGAAGGGCAGGUUGGUGAUUCUCGCGGAGACGGAAAUAUUCUUGGCACAGAUUGCGGCGGACGGUGUAGAUGUGUCUUUCGCGUGA